Messenger RNA from Procambarus clarkii (red swamp crayfish), 2121 nucleotides. NCBI's taxonomy places the organism in Eukaryota, Metazoa, Arthropoda, Malacostraca, Decapoda, Cambaridae. The record is from RefSeq and is a predicted model, not a curated record.
AUGUAUGAAUCCCAGAACCCUCUUUAUUCAUGUCGCUUGUUCAGGUACCUGAAGUGGCUGGCGGUGGCCAACCUGCUGGUGUGUGUGGUGCUGCUGCCCUUCACUCUCCACACCCACGACACGCCCGUCCCCUACCCCGCCGCACUAUACUUCGCCCAUAUAGAGGUGCCGGUGGGGAACGCACUCAUCGCCUCCAGCGUGUACAUCGUGGUCGGGCUGAGCAUCGACAGGUUCGUGGCUGUGUGUUACCCCCGCAAGUAUCGCAACCUUCACAGUCACUACGUCGCCUCCGUCAGGAUCUCCCUCUCCUUCGUCAUCGCCUUCAUCAUGUACGUGCCCAUGGCCUUCUACAAGAUGGUGGUCCCUGCCAGCGGCUUCCCGAGCAAGUUCCUUAUCGAGGAGAACCUGCAGGUGGUGUCGACGAGGUGGUUCAUGGUCUACGAGUAUCUGCUCGAGAUCUGCGUCAGGUUUGCUCCAGCGAUCCUCUUAGCGGUGCUCAACACUUGGAUCAUAGUGGAGUUUAAACGAAUCAGCCGGCGGCGCCUAUUGCUAUCCCGGGGCAUGAGCUGUGAGGUGUCAGCAAUUCCUUCUCAGUCCUACUUUGAGGGAAAUGCCAACACCACUGUAGUAAACCACUCUCCCUCCAAUGGCCGGGUGGAGUCUGAACCUGCUGCCGCCUGUCCCAACACCGCCAAUGACACCUCCAUUGGCCCCCAUGCUUCCAUCAAUAUCCCUAUCGUGAGCAAUCCCACCGCUGCCACCAGUGUGUUGACCACCAGCCCUACAACUAACCCCAGUGCAGUCACCACCCCAACCAAUACUGUAACUUCCUACAGCGAAAUUUCGCCCUUAAGUCAGGAAAGCAAGAUAGAAACUUGUCUCAUCAACAGCAACGAGCAUGCUGGUCACACGGAUUACAAAGCAGUUGAUGCCACGUCUCAUCAUGGUAAUGGUUAUAAGUCAGUGCUUGCUGAUGGCGACAUAGCAAGCACAAGAAACUCCUCGUCCAAGUCCACAACACAAAGCAGAGAAGGAAAGGAGACCAUUGGCCUCUCCAUGAUUAAUGUAUCAGGUGGAGGUGCGCCAGUUGCGCCGCCGCGAGGUAUGAGCGAGCGCCGCCACGACAUGGAACGACGCCUGGUGCUGCUUCUCGUCUCCAUCAUCGUCGCCUUCUUCAUCACCAACAUCCCCGCCGCCAUCCUGUCCCUCACCUUCAGCGACGACAAAAGGCAUGACGUCAACUUCCAGCUCUUCCGAGCCAUCGCAAACAACCUGGAGUUCCUGAACUUCGGUCUCAACUUUAUCUUGUAUUUUCUUAGUAAAGACAUCCGCAGCGCCUUUAUGUCACUCCUGCGGCACGCCAUCGACCGCCUGAAGGAGGGCAUCGAGGGCUCCAGCACCAAGUAUGCCGCCACCAACCUAUGAUGGUCCCGUGGCCCUGAAUUAACCGACCUAUGAUGGUCCCGUGGCCCUGACUUAACCGACCUAUGAUGGUCCCGUGGCCCUGACUUAACCGACCUAUGAUGGUCCCGUGGCCCUGACUUAACCGACCUAUGAUGGUCCCGUGGCCCUGACUUAACCGACCUAUGAUGGUCUUAUAUAGCCCCUGAGCUCACCGAGUUCUCUGUGGCCAUGAUCCCACUGAAAGGACCGAUACCACUUGUGGUGGGCUUCCACCGGUCUCAGGCGCUGGGAGGCCUACGAGUCCUACGUACUACCAGGACUACGAGUCCUACGUACUACCAGGACUACGAGUCCUUGUAGUUUACAAGCAGUAUAUCACAUUAUCAGUAGUGACCGUCGCGUCCAGAUCAAGUUUCAGUGUUUAAAGGGAUUCAGCCGGCCAUUAUGUAAAUUAUGCCCCACCGACUAGCCUGACUUAGCCUACCUCAUGUCGAAACCACGUCAUUUGGGUUGUCUUUACCAAUAUUAUGAUAAACUUGAUUUGUGGGUGUUUUGUUAAUUUAGACAUGUAGCGAAUAUCCACCUAGCCAAGCUUAUUGCAACAUUCCCUAACCCAAGUUGUCUCAUACUUACUAUUUGUAAGCUUAGGUUAGAUCUGGUGGGGCAAAUGUUAUUGUUCCGCCUGGCCUCGCUGGACUUGGCCUUGGACUUUAUAUA